Hirsutella rhossiliensis is the source of this 2286-nucleotide messenger RNA. RefSeq names its product pectate lyase superfamily protein. Gene Ontology annotation, molecular function: polygalacturonase activity. The coding region runs from base 1 to 2286 and encodes 761 amino acids. The record is from RefSeq and is a predicted model, not a curated record. The transcript is spliced from 6 exons. Lineage: Eukaryota; Fungi; Ascomycota; Sordariomycetes; Hypocreales; Ophiocordycipitaceae.
AUGCUCAGGCUCGCAACCGCAGCUGCUCUCGUGCUGGGCGUAGCUUGGGCUACUCCAACUCCUGGCAGCCAUGUGGCUGACGAGGACAGCUUCUUGAAGCGAACCACUGGUUUCUGGUAUCCCAACAUGGACCACACCGGACAGCAUCGUGGCUUCGCCCCGGACCUAGACGGCGACCACGCUUACCAAGUCUUCAAGUCUGUGAAUCCCGGCGACGGCAAUGCCAUCCAAAGGGCCAUCAAUGACGACAACGGCGGCAAGCGUCACGGCAAGUGGUUUGCGUCUCAACCCAGAGUUGUCUACAUUCCUUCCGGCACGUACGAGAUUGGAAAGACCAUUCACAUGAAUACCGACACCGUACUGUUGGGCGACCCGACCGAUCCGCCCAUCUUGAAGGCGGCUGCUGGCUUUUCUGGCAACCAAACUCUUCUCUCUGGACAGGAUCCCACUACGGGUGAAAAAGGUGAGCUCUCUUUUGCCGUCGGCCUCAAGAAUCUGGUCUUCGACACCACCAACAUCCCCGGAGACUUGGCGUUCACGGCGCUUUAUUGGGGCGUCGCCCAAGCUGCCCAACUUCAGAACAUAAGAAUCACCAUGGCACCCUCGCGAGACGGCAAGGGCCACAGCGGUAUCCGUCUCGGGCGCGGCUCCACCCUGGGCCUCUCCGACGUGCGUGUCGAGCGUGGACAGAACGGCGUCUGGCAUGAUAGUCACCAGCAAGCCGCCUACAAGAACAUCCAAUUCUACCAGAACAAGGUCGGCAUGCUCAUCAGCGGCGGCAGCACCAUCACCAUCAUGGGAUCCAUCUUUGAUUCGUGCGAGACGGGCGUCCGCAACACGGGCGGCUCCCCCUGGAUUGCUCUGAUUGACUCCAAAUCGGUCAGCUCGGGUGUCUCUUUCGUCACGACAGGCCGUCCGUCCUUUCUCAUUGAAAACUUGGACAAGGACAGCGACUCGGACAUUGCACGAGUUUCCGGAGAGACCGUUCUUGGGCCCAAGAGGCACGUCGAUACGUUUACCUAUGCAAACACAGUGGGCCGCAACCCCGUCUAUGGGUCGACGACUUCAGUCAACAAGCGCCCGGCUGCCCUGGCGCCCGGUGGAAAAUACCCCGUCAUCCCGGCUCCCAACUAUGCCGACAAGACAGCCGCCGACUUUAUCAACGUCAAGGACCCGUCCCAGAAUGGCGGGCAUUCGGUUCUCGGCGACAACAGCAGGGACGAGUCCGAAGCGCUCAACCGGGUGUUGCAGCACGCUGCCCAGCACCAAAAGAUUGCCUACUUCCCCUUUGGCAAGUACCGCGUCGACUCGACCCUCUUCAUCCCGCCGGGCUCGCGCAUCGUCGGCGAGGCCUGGGCUACCAUUUCGGGCAGCGGCAGCUUCUUCAAGGACGAGAGCCACCCCAAGCCCGUCGUGUCGGUGGGCCGAGAGGGCGAUGUCGGCGUCGCCCAAAUCCAGGACAUGCGAUUUACCGUGUCCGAUGUGCUCCCGGGCGCCAUCGUCGUUCAGUUCAACAUGGCCGGCAAGGCCCCCGGCGACGUGGCUUUGUGGAACUCGCUCGUGACUGUAGGGGGCACGCGUGGGGCUUCCGGUCUCACCAGCGCCUGUCGCGACGCCGGCAACGCGUGUAAGGGCGCCUUUAUCGGCAUGCACCUGGCCAAGUCAUCGUCGGCCUAUGUCGAGAACGUGUGGAACUGGGUGGCGGAUCAUAUUGGCGAGGAUUUCGACGGCGGGUCCAGCAUCGCCGGCAAGGGAGGGGCUCUUGUCGAGUCGACCAAGGCCACCUGGCUGCAUGCGCUCGGCAGCGAGCACUGGUGGCUGUAUCAGCUCAAUCUGCACCGGGCUGACAACGUUAUGGUGUCGCUGCUCCAGGCCGAGACCAACUACGAGCAGGGCGACAACGCGCGACAUGUCGUCCCGGCUCCGUGGAAGGCUGACGCCAAAGGCUGGGGCGACCCGGACUUUUCCUGGUGUGCAGGCGGCGACAAACGUUGCCGCAUGGGCUACUCGAACCUGAUAGACGGCGGCUCCAAUAUCUACACGUACGGAUCAGCGGCAUGGGCCUUUUUCAGCGGGCCCGGGUUCCAGGGAUGCGACCAGUUCCGGUGCCAAGGGACCAUGCACUGGAUCAGCCAGACGCCGCGGAACCUGCAGGCCUUUGGGAUGUGCUCCAAGGACGCCGAGGCGGUCCUUCGACUAGCCAAUGGUACGAGGAUCAUGGCACAGGACGGCUUCGGGGGCUCGUGGCCCGGCGGCGGCGGCGUCGUGGGCCGGUACACGCCGUAA